Molecule: messenger RNA, 2522 nt
Organism: Hypoxylon fragiforme
Lineage: Eukaryota; Fungi; Ascomycota; Sordariomycetes; Xylariales; Hypoxylaceae
Product: Pkinase-domain-containing protein
Exons: 4
Coding region: 372-2060 (562 amino acids)
Biological process (GO): protein phosphorylation
Cellular component (GO): nucleus
Molecular function (GO): cyclin-dependent protein serine/threonine kinase activity; ATP binding
Source: RefSeq, a predicted model, not a curated record
CAAACAACCUGGAACUCAUCACGUACCGCAUUUACUUUAUUUCUCUACAUAUUAAUUACAUACCACUUACCUAUACCAACUCAACCAUUACUACCAUAUCCCUAUCACUCUUCUCAUCAACAGUUCAACACCCCAAAGCACUCGGAAACCAUUUAAUCUACCUCACCAUGCGACCACAAUUUUAAUCUUUCAACUAUUCUUCCCUUCGCAACCUAGCUAGUUGCUAGUUUGCGAUGUCGACGAGUUCUUGACCUGAUCAACUCGUCCCAACGGCCUUUUCUUUAUCAACCAAUACUUUUCACCAACGCCACCGUUGCCUCGUCACAUCGAAACCCUCCAGAUUUUAUAGUCUACGACAAUAAUUCUCCGGGAUGGCGCAAAGUAGCAGCCAAGGUGCUCUCUCACCGCGAUCUUUUGCGAUCCAGCACCAGCGACCCAAAGACAGCUUCGUCGGAUGCUCCAGGAUUACCGACUAUGAACUCCUAGGUAAAUUAGGCGAGGGAACUUUUGGUGAGGUUCACAAAGCGAGAUCGCAUAAAACCGGAAACCUGGUCGCUCUGAAGAAGAUUAUUAUGCACAACGAAAAGGAUGGCUUUCCUAUCACUGCCCUUAGAGAGGUUAAGCUUCUCAAGUUGUUGUCGCACCGAAACGUUUUGCGCUUGGAGGAUAUGGCUGUUGAACAUCACAGCAAGAUGACCGACAAGCGAAAACGGCCCAUCAUGUAUAUGGUGACACCCUACAUGGAUCACGACUUGUCCGGUCUUCUCGACAACCCUUCCGUCCAAUUCACCAUACCCCAAAUCAAAUGCUACCUACACCAGCUUCUUGAAGGUCUUCGCUAUCUACACGACAACAAGAUUCUCCACCGAGAUAUGAAAGCAGCCAACCUUCUGAUCAACAACAAAGGCAUACUCCAGAUUGCUGAUUUUGGUUUGGCGAGACAUUACGAAGGUCCUGUCCCCGAAAAUGGGAAAGGUGGUGGUGAAGGACGGAGAGAGUAUACCAGCCUAGUUGUCACCAGAUGGUAUCGACCUCCCGAGCUCCUAUUACAUCUCAAAAAAUACACCACGGCUAUUGACAUGUGGGGUGUUGGGUGUGUAUUCGGUGAGAUGCUAGUUGGCAAGCCCAUCUUGGCGGGUGAGAGUGAUGGGCAUCAGCUCGAUAUCAUAUUUGAUUUGGUCGGGUCUCCAACCGAACAAAACAUGCCAGGGUGGAAACAAUUGCCUGGUGCGGAGGGCCUUAAUCCACGACCAAGACCUCCAGCGUUGUCACAACGAUUCCGUGAGCAUGGCUUAAGUGCAAUCUCUUUGCUCAAGGAGCUUCUAAUGCUUGAUUGGCGUGCCCGCAUCAAUGCGAUAGAUGCACUGGAACACCCUUACUUCAAGACAUCACCUUUCCCGGCAAAGCCAGAGGACCUUCCCACCUUUGAGGACAGUCACGAAUUGGAUCGUAGGAAGUUCCAUGAUCGGAAAGCUGCACUUCCUCCAGCUCCUAAAGGUGGUACCGUUGGUGUUGGCGCUUUCGAAGGUCCUAAUGCAUCUUUCGGCAGCGGUGAUGGCUAUGGCGGCAACAGGAUGAAUGGCAGAUAUCAGAAACAUCACGGCGGUCCAUAUCGGGGUGGUGGUGACGAGGGUCGUAGACCGGCCUGGGCCCGAGAUCAGCCUCACAUGGACCACCGACUACCACCACGCCCACCUCCUCCUGAAUAUCCAGGGAAUGGAUGGGACAAUCCGGCCGAACACCACGAUUCCUACAGGGACCGGCCACAAAGGAACCGUGGAGGAAAUCGACCGGAUGUAGACACUUAUAUCCCCAGCUACCGUGCUGGCGGACGAGAAGAACGGCCCCCUAGAGAGGACCGACCACCCAGAGAAGAUCGUCCUCCUAGAGAAGAUCGCCCCCCUAGAGAUGACCGGCGAAGACGGGAUGAUCGUGAUGAUAGGCGCCAUGAUUGGGAUCGUCGUGAUAGGGAAUACGAGGAUCGCACUAGAGUGAGCCAGACACGAAGCCGCAGCCGCACGCCUACUAGAGAUAGGGACCGAGACGUGUAUCGCCGAUAGGGACGCCAUCACGCUCGGGGAAAAUUGAAACGAGGGUAGCCACCUCUUCCUUCGCACUGUAACCCCGUUCACGAAUGCCCCACAACCAAACAAAACCCUCAUAAGUUCGGGUUUAUAUGCAGGCGCCUGGUCUAUAUGGAUGGAGGGUUUUUUACUUUACGGAUAAUGGUAAUGCAGCAGAGGCCCUGUAUGGUAGAGAGGGGCCAACGCGACACAGCCUCGGCGUUUCUGCUUUGGUGGGUUUGGGGCUCAGGUGAGCCGCUACUGCUGUGCCUUGUAUUAUAGUAUUUAGGUGCGAAUGCAUAUGUGCCCAUCUGUCCAUGGCAUAGGGUCUUAGCUGUGGGUUGUGAGAUGUGGGUUUGUGCUUUAUCUACCAGGUACCUGGUUUUAAUGGCAGUAACAACAAGGACAAUGGCAACAACAACAACAACAACAACAACAACAACAACAACAACAACAACA